AUGGACGUCACAUAUUUGAUUUCUCAGUUAAGCUUAAUUUUCUGCUGCCUUGUUUCUGUUCUCUUUCUGGUGAUGGUUAAAUGUUUGCUGGGAUGGUGCUGGUUUUCCAGACGGGGUGCGUCACUGCCUUGUUUGCCAAGUGUGCCAAUCCUGGGCAGCCUGCUCCACCUUCGCUCAUCUCUUCCUCCACAUCUGCUUUUCACCAAACUGGCACGGAGCUAUGGGCAUCUGUUCAGCCUGUACAUGGGGCCGCACUAUACACUGGUAGUAAGUGAGGUGGCACUGGCCAGGGAGGUGCUCCUGCACAGGGGCAGAGACUUUGCUGGAAGGCCCAAGAUGGUUACCACAGAUAUGCUGACACGAGGAGGGAAAGACAUCGCAUUUGCAGAUUAUAGCACUUUAUGGAAGAGCCAUCGCAAACUAGUACACUCCUCUUUUGCCUUGUUUGGAGAGGGCUCCAGCAAGCUGCAGACCAUCGUUUUAGAUGCUGCAGAAAGUCUGUGUUCAGAUCUUCAGGCUUAUAGGGGCCAGUCUGUGGAUCUGAGUCCGUUCAUGAUGAGAGCAGUUACCAAUGUGGUAUGCAGGCUAGUUUUUAAUUCGACAUACAGCCCUCAGGAUCCUGAGCUUCAGCAGGUGUUAGACUAUAAUGACGGCAUUGUGCAGACCAUUGCACGUGGAAGCCUGGUGGACAUUUUUCCAUGGUUACAGAUUUUUCCCAACAAGGACUUGACCAGGCUGAGAGAAUGUGUGUUUAUUAGAGACAAACUACUUACUAAGAAACUAGAAGAGCACAAGUUGACCCUUAUACCUGGAGAACCUCGUGACCUCCUAGAUGCUCUCCUAAGUGGUCAGAGUGAUGUCACAGACGAUCACAUUUUAAUGACAGCGGCUGAAGCUUUUGGAGCAGGAGUAGAGACUACAUCCACAACUUUACUGUGGACUAUAGCGUUCCUACUGCACCAUCCAGAGGUGCAGGAACGUCUUCAUGCUGAGCUGGACGAGUGCGUAGGAAGGGACAGACAUCCUACUUUGACUGACAGGUCCACGCUGCCAUACUUGGAGAGCGUGUUGAAUGAAGUCUUGAGGAUUCGCCCUGCCAGUCCUAUCCUCAUCCCCCAUGUUGCUAUGCAGGACACAAGACUUGGAGGCCAUUAUGUGCCAAAGGGCACAAGAGUUUUGGUGAACAUCUGGGCGAUCCACCACGACCCCAAACACUGGGACAACCCUGACCAGUUUAUACCAGACAGGUUUCUAGACUGCACAGGUAAAAAGAUCAACCCACCCAGUUACCUUCCAUUUGGAGCAGGACCCAGAGUUUGUGUGGGUGAAUCACUGGCCCGGAUGGAGCUCUUCCUUUUCCUCAGCUGUCUUCUGCAGCAGUUCCAUUUCAGUCUUCCCAGUGAUGCUUCCCUACCCAACCUGCAAGGGAGAUCUGGGGUAGUGCUACAGCCACACCGUUACAUGGUUACAGUUCGACUACGGCAGUAAACUGUGAUGACAUAUCUAAUAUUUUUUCUAGAUGUAUCCUCUGUUUAGA
Molecule: messenger RNA, 1537 nt
Organism: Trichomycterus rosablanca
Lineage: Eukaryota; Metazoa; Chordata; Actinopteri; Siluriformes; Trichomycteridae
Product: steroid 17-alpha-hydroxylase/17,20 lyase
Exons: 8
Coding region: 1-1488 (495 amino acids)
Biological process (GO): progesterone metabolic process; hormone biosynthetic process
Molecular function (GO): heme binding; steroid 17-alpha-monooxygenase activity; iron ion binding
Source: RefSeq, a predicted model, not a curated record